Messenger RNA from Odontomachus brunneus, 1866 nucleotides. RefSeq names its product protein gooseberry-neuro-like. Gene Ontology annotation, molecular function: RNA polymerase II cis-regulatory region sequence-specific DNA binding; DNA-binding transcription factor activity, RNA polymerase II-specific. Lineage: Eukaryota; Metazoa; Arthropoda; Insecta; Hymenoptera; Formicidae. The coding region runs from base 455 to 1759 and encodes 434 amino acids. The record is from RefSeq and is a predicted model, not a curated record. The transcript has 6 exons. Gene Ontology annotation, biological process: regulation of transcription by RNA polymerase II; anatomical structure development.
GCAACGAAAGCAACGCGUGCUUACCGAUUCGUUUUCUUGUUUCUCGGUCAGGAACGUGUCCGAGGACGACGUCGCCCCCGUCUUCGGGCACCAUUGUCAAAUCCCGCGCGCCAACACGACUCGGAUAUCAACGCGCACCUUAUUAGCCCCCGCGCGCGGACAGAUACAAGGGGUCGCGUUCCUUCAUUUUAUUUCGUGUCUUUCCUUUCCCUCUACCUGCCUGUUUUCUCGCCUUUUCCGUCUUUUCUUUUCUCGCACGGGGCUCAGUCGCUCGUAAACGUCUACGUGGCACCCAAGUGCGCGGUCACUCAUCCCUCUCGACCCGGGUGCUAAACAAGGGUUCUCUUCUAUUCUGAGACAAGUGAGCGUGAAGCACGAGUGACAGUUACCGAUCAGUGUGUGCCAAAGUAGCCGGUCGUGUCAAUCGGAUAACGCAGUGAGAACCGCGAUCAGGAUGGACGUCAGCGGGAUAAGGCCCAUCUUUAGUGGAUAUCCUUUCCAAGGACAAGGACGAAUGAAUCAGCUAGGUGGGGUCUUUAUCAACGGGCGCCCUCUCCCGAAUCAUAUUCGCCUGAAAAUCGUAGAAAUGGCCGCCGCAGGAGUCCGACCUUGUGUGAUCUCCAGGCAGCUUCGCGUUUCUCACGGUUGUGUUUCGAAAAUUCUGAACCGAUAUCAGGAGACUGGUUCCAUCCGACCAGGCGUGAUAGGCGGUAGCAAGCCUCGAGUGGCCACACCGGAAGUCGAGGCGAGAAUCGAAGAAUUAAAACGAGACAAUCCGGGAAUAUUUUCUUGGGAAAUUAGGGACAAGCUUAUGAAGGAGGGUUUCACGGAUCCGCCAAGCGUCAGUUCCAUCAGUAGACUCCUUCGGGGUGGCCGGCCAGGGGAUGACGGAAAGAAGGAUUACACCAUCGACGGCAUCCUAGGCGGCGGUCGCUGCGGUGACGAUUCUGACACGGAAAGCGAGCCGGGUAUACCACUAAAGCGAAAGCAACGCAGAAGCAGAACGACGUUCUCCGGUGAACAGCUCGAACAGCUGGAAGCUGCGUUCCACCGAGCCCAAUACCCGGACGUUUACGCGAGAGAAGAGUUGGCCCAGAGGACCGGACUGACCGAGGCGAGAAUUCAAGUGUGGUUCAGUAAUCGCAGGGCGCGCCUCCGCAAACACGCCGGUAGCAUAACUCAUUCGCCGAUAAGUAGCCUGCCACUGACAACCUGCCAAUACGCGGCAGCUAGUCAUCAGGAUCUCGCGCAGAUACCGCAAGUAUCGCAGAUGCCCGGCGGAAUAGCGCAGGUACCCACGACCCUGCACCAGGCACCCGGCGGCAUGCACCAAGUGUCCGGCUCCGUCGCCCAGAUGGCCCAAGUGCCUACCACGAUGAGCGGCGCACUUCAGGGAUCCGCGGUUACCAUCCCCGGGCAUCUUGGCUCGCUUCCGGCGCACACGGCCACGAUGCAGCUUGCGCAAGUGUCGACGAUGCAGCCACCCGCCGCGCACGGUGCACCCACGUCGCUUUCGCACAACAGCGGCAAUACCGAUUGGUCGAGAACGCAGCUUGGUUGGGGGCAGUUUAAUCAUUUUCAAAGCGGCGAUUACGGAUCGAGUCACGCGACUCAUCAGCACGGUUCGCAUACGAGUCAAAAUACUCCGUCCUCGAGUACCUCGAACACCGCGACAACGCCGGACUGGUACGAUCAAGGCUACGAUUACACCCCGCACGCGCAGCUUAAUUAUCAUCGCACCAUGGGUGGAAUAUUUUAGCCGAUCAAUUGUUGUAUAAAGAUUAGUUAUAAAACACGCAAGCCAGAGAAAUAGUUAUUUAUAUAUGUAUAUAUAUGCAUAUAUGUAUAUCUCGAUCUUAUAAUAUA